UCGGGAGGGGUAGCGGAAAAUACGAGGGCGAGCCCGAUAAGGCAGGAGCCGCGGGCCCGUGAUUUGCGGCCUCCUCCGGGCCGCUGCCUCGGCCGUGAGUUUCGCCGAGGAGGCGGGCGGCGGCGACGGGAGCGCCGGGGAAGCGCCGGGCCGCGGGCGGCUCGCGCGCUGCAGCGAUUCUGACGUUUUCCGCGGCGGGUCCGGCGGCCCGAGGGGCGGCCGUGAGUGAGGCGGGGCGUGCGCGCUCCGCCAUGGCCGGGACACUGUCCGCGACGUGAACGUCCAGGCUGCCCCCGCCCGAGCAUUCCGGGCCCUCGCAGCCGCCACCCUCCUCCGAGCCCGUGUGACUAAACGGAGACAAAGGGGAGGCGGCGGGGCAGACCGGGGCUGGAGCAAGCGCGGCCCGGCGCCGCCUCACGUCUAUGCCCGGGGCCGCGGCGGCUCCCGCGGGCGGCGGCGGGCUCGCGACGAGCGCAGCUGAGUUUUUCCGCGCCCGGCGCUCCGGAGGGCCGCGACCGACGCGGACGAUCUGAAGUCCCUCUCCGCCACACCAUGUGAAGGCUGUCGUCCUGCCGUUCCGACCAGCCGCCGUGAAAGAUGGGGGAUGCUGCAGACCCGCGGGAGAUGAGAAGGACGUUCAUUGUUCCAGCCAUCAAGCCCUUUGACCACUAUGACUUCUCCAGGGCCAAAAUCGCCUGCAAUCUGGCCUGGCUGGUGGCCAAAGCCUUUGGGACAGACAAUGUGCCAGAGGAACUUCAAGAGCCAUUUUACACAGAUCAGUAUGACCAGGAGCACAUCAAGCCGCCCGUUGUCAGUCUGCUCCUGUCUGCCGAGCUGUACUGCCGAGCUGGGAGCCUCAUCCUGAAGAGCGACGCAGCCAAGCCCCUCCUGGGCCAUGACGCCGUAAUCCAAGCAUUAGCACAGAAGGGCCUUUAUGUCACUGACCAGGAAAAACUGGUAACUGAACGAGAUCUCCACAAGAAACCCAUACAGAUGAGUGCACAUUUGGCCAUGAUUGAUACUCUAAUGAUGGCUUAUACUGUAGAGAUGGUCAGCAUAGAAAAAGUAAUUGCAUGUGCUCAACAGUAUUCAGCUUUUUUUCAAGCUACAGAUCUGCCUUAUGAUAUUGAAGAUGCUGUCAUGUACUGGAUAAAUAAGGUGAAUGAACACUUGAAAGACAUAAUGGAACAAGAACAAAAGUCUAAAGAGCAUCCCACAGCUGAAGCUCCAGGAGGUCAAAAGGCUCGUUACAGGAAGGAACAAACAUUGCUUAAACAACUGCCUUGCAUUCCAUUGGUAGAAAAUUUGCUGAAGGAUGGUACAGAUGGCUGUGCAUUAGCUGCCCUUAUUCAUUUUUACUGCCCUGGUGUUGUCCGAUUAGAGGAUAUUUGUUUGAAAGAAACCAUGUCUUUGGCUGAUAGCCUGUAUAAUCUACAGCUGAUUCAGGAAUUUUGCCAAGAAUACUUAAACCAUUGCUGCCAUUUCAGCUUGGAAGAUAUGCUUUAUGCUGCUUCAUCCAUAAAGAGUAAUUAUUUGGUGUUCAUGGCGGAACUCUUCUGGUGGUUUGAAGUUGUGAAGCCAUCAUUUGUACAGCCACGUGUUGUUCGUCCGCAAGGAGCUGAACCUGCGAAAGAUGUGCCAUCAGUGCCUGUCUUGAAUGCUGCCAAAAGAAAUGUCGUGGAUAGUUCGUCUAGUUCCGACUUUACCUCAAGAUAUGUGCGUCCCCAGGCUCAUCCUUCAGCCUCAGGAGGAAUUAGGAGGUCUUCAUCUAUGUCUUACGUUGAUGGCUUCAUAGGAACAUGGCCAAAAGAGAAAAGAACUUCAGUGCAUGGUGUUUCAUUUGAUAUUUCUUUUGAUAAAGAAGACAAUGCGCAGAGUUCCACUCCAAACCGAGGAAUCAUCCGCUCUGUUAGUAACGAAGGGCUCAACAACAGCCGUGCGUCCAAACACAUUAGAAAAAAUCUGUCCUUCAAGCCAAUGAAUGGAGAAGAAGAAGAAGGCAUUGAAGAAGAACUUCAUGUAGACCCUCGUGGUGACGUCAAGUCUUCCAUGCCUCGUAGCACAAAUGACCUAAAUUCUAAUGAGAAUACUCACUACAGGCUUCCAAAUGGGGCUUUACAAAACAGAGUACUUCUAGAUGAGUUUGGCAAUCAGAUCGAGACUCCAAGCAUUGAAGAAGCAUUACAAAUAAUUCACGACACUGAAAAAUCUCCUCAUACGCCUCGGCCAGAUCAAAUUGCUAAUGGCUUCUUUCUUCAUAGUCAGGAUUUGAGUAUCCUAAAUUCAAAUAUCAAGCUAAAUCAGUCCAGUCCUGAUAACGUAACUGAUACAAAAGGUGCCUUGAGUCCCAUAACAGACACUACCGAAGUUGACACUGGGAUUCAUGUUCCUUCAGAGGAUAUUCCGGAAACAAUGGACGAAGACUCUUCCCUGAGAGAUUACACUGUUAGCUUAGACUCUGACAUGGAUGAUGCGUCUAAAUUUCUUCAGGACUAUGAUGUAAGAGCCAGCAACCACAGAGAAGCCCUGAGUCCUUGCCCAAGUACCAUCAGCACCAAGUCUCAGCCAGGGAGCAGUGCUUCCUCUAGCUCCGGGGUAAAAAUGACCAGCUUUGCUGAGCAGAAGUUCCGGAAGCUCAAUCAUACCGAUGGGAAAAGUAGUGGGAGCAGUUCUCAGAAAACUACACCAGAGGGCUCUGAACUUAAUAUUCCUCAUGUAGUAUCUUGGGCCCAGAUUCCAGAAGAAACAGGCAUUGCCCAAGGACGGGACACUACUCAGCUGCUGGCUUCUGAAAUGGUGCACCUUAGGAUGAGACUAGAAGAGAAGAGGCGUGCCAUCGAAGCCCAGAAAAAGAAAAUGGAAGCUGCUUUUACUAAACAGAGGCAGAAAAUGGGAAGGACAGCGUUCCUAACUGUAGUGAAAAAGAAAGGGGAUGGGAUUUCCCCUCUUCGAGAGGAAGCAGCAGGUGCAGAAGAUGAGAAAGUGUAUACAGACCGAACAAAAGAAAAAGAAUUGCAAAAAAUUGACGGACAAAGGAGCAAGUCUCUAGCAGACAUAAAAGAGAGCAUGGAGAAUCCUCAGGGCAAAUGGCUGAAGUCUCCAACCACGCCUGUUGAUCCCGAGAAGCAGUGGAACCUGGCAAGCCCUUCAGAAGAGACUUUAAACGAAGGAGAAAUUUUAGAAUAUACAAAGUCCAUAGAAAAGCUAAAUUCAUCUCUGCAUUUUCUACAACAAGAAAUGCAACGCCUGUCCCUUCAGCAGGAGAUGUUAAUGCAGAUGAGAGAGCAGCAGUCUUGGGUGAUUUCACCUCCACAACCCUCUCCACAGAAGCAAAUUCGAGAUUUUAAGCCUAGACAGGCAGGCCUGUCAUCAGCUACUGCUCCGUUCUCAUCUGACUCCCCACGCCCUACUCAUCCGUCUCCACAGUCUUCCAACAGGAAGAGCGCAUCUUUCUCUGUUAAAAAUCAAAGGACUCCAAGGCCAAAUGAAUUAAAAAUAACUCCUUUGAAUCGAACCCUGACACCUCCUCGGUCUGUGGAUAGUCUUCCUCGGUUGAGGAGGUUUUCACCCAGUCAGGUUCCCAUUCAGACACGGUCAUUUGUGUGUUUUGGUGAUGAUGGAGAGCCUCAAUUGAGAGAGGCCAAACCAAAAGAGGAGAUUAAAAAGGAGCCAUCAGAGUGCAAAGGGACCUUGGAACCUUGUGACCAUAAUCCUGGGGAGAAGGAGAUUAAACCUGUUGAAUCAACAGUUGCUGAGGUCUUGUCACAGCCCAUCACAGAGACUGUGUGUGUGACAGCCAGUGAGGACCAACUGAGUCAACCCACAGACCCACCUCCUAAACCUGUUCUCCCACCUGCUGCUCCUAAGAAUGUCAAUCUGAUUGAAGUUUCCCUGUCAGAUUUGAAACCCCCUGAAAAGGCUGAUGUAUCUGUUGAGAAAUAUGACGGCGAGAGUGAUAAAGAACAGUUUGAUGAUGACCAGAAAGUCUGCUGUGGAUUCUUUUUUAAGGAUGAUCAAAAGGCAGAAAAUGACAUGGCAAUGAAACGAGCAGCUUUGCUGGAGAAACGUUUAAGGAGGGAGAAAGAAACUCAGCUUCGGAAGCAGCAGCUGGAAGCGGAAAUGGAGCAUAAGAAAGAGGAGACAAGGCGUAAGACUGAGGAAGAACGUCAGAAGAAAGAAGAUGAGCGAGCACGCAGAGAGUUUAUUAGGCAGGAGUACAUGAGGCGAAAACAGCUGAAGCUAAUGGAAGACAUGGACACAGUAAUCAAGCCUCGUCCUCAGGUGGCAAAACAGAAAAAACAGCGGCCAAAAUCUAUUCACAGAGAUCAUAUUGAAUCCCCCAAAACACCAAUCAAAGGCCCUCCAGGAUCACGAAUUUACCGUGUUUUUUCAGUCUCUAGCCUCUCUUUGGCAUCGCUGAACACAGGCGAUAACGACAGCGUUCACUCGGGCAAGAGGACACCAAGGUCCGAGUCUGUAGAAGGCUUCUUGUCUCCAAGUCGCUGUGGCAGUCGGAAUGGCGAGAAAGACUGGGAAAAUGCAUCAACAACUUCUUCCGUGGCUUCUGGAACAGAAUACACAGGACCAAAGCUCUACAAGGAACCGAGUGCAAAGUCCAAUAAGCACAUCAUCCAGAAUGCAUUAGCUCACUGCUGUUUGGCUGGAAAAGUAAAUGAAGGUCAGAAGAAAAAAAUAUUAGAGGAAAUGGAAAAGUCAGAUGCCAACAACUUCCUAAUCUUGUUCCGGGACUCAGGCUGCCAGUUCAGGUCUUUGUAUACUUACUGCCCAGAAACUGAAGAAAUCAAUAAACUGACUGGGAUAGGCCCUAAAUCUAUCACUAAAAAGAUGAUUGAGGGACUUUACAAGUACAAUUCUGACAGGAAGCAGUUUAGCCACAUACCUGCUAAAACUUUAUCCGCCAGUGUGGAUGCCAUCACCAUUCACAGCCACUUAUGGCAGACCAAAAGACCAGUCACGCCCAAAAAACUCUUACCUACUAAAGCAUAGGCGGCGGGGGAUGCUCGCUUCAGAACCUUUGCAGUAGAUUUGUACUUCAUCUUUCCUGCCUAUAGAAAAUCUUUCUAAUUGCCAACAAGAUUUUUAUCAAUUAAAACUGGACCUGCACUCUGUUGUUGUGAACAACUGGAAUGUGAACAGUAAUGUGGAGCGAGAGGAUUCUCACUAGGGGAUGAGGCCGAGUGAUGGAGGAAAUGUCGUGAUUCACAAACACAGGUUUGUGUGUCGCCAGGUUCGCCUGCCUGGUGUCAGAGGCCUUGAAGCACUGAAUUCUCAUGGACACAGUGGGACAUAGGCUUGAAAUGUGGCUAGAUGACAAAUUAUGUGUUGUAUUUUUUUUUAACCCUGUACUAUGUGUGCACAUCUUCAGAUGGUUUUGUUGCUGUUUUUGUUACUCUUCUCUCUCCUGGGGGCUUCUUCUAAGCUGCCUUUGUGUGUUGUUUCAUGUGGAGAUCAUGAAAGUAGAAAGUUCACAUUGAGAAGUAACUUGCACCUUUCUUAUGAUGUUAAGAGAAACACUAGUGUUAUGUUUUACAAUAGCCCUCAUGUUUAAUGGUGUUACAGCAUUUGCAAGAGUCAUUCUAAGUAUUAACAUUCUGUAUUUAUUACUCACACAAGUAUUAGCAUUCUCUGUUGAGAUAGGAGGUGUGAAAGCUGCCCCUGGGCUCCCUGCAGAGCACACCGGCUCAGCCCAGAGUGUCUUUUAGGAAGCUGCUGAUGAAUCAGUAUGUUUUACACCACUUCUGGCCAACUCAGAAUAAUUCAGGUUGUGCUUUUAACAACAACAAAAACACUUUCUAUUUCUUUUAAAGUCACUUUAUAAGCUGGCAGAAGUGAGUAACACCUGAGUGUUGCCUUUCAGUAUGGAAAUGUAAGGCUUCCUGGGCCAUUCUCAGGAAGCCUUUAUAUUUAUAACCGAUAUAGAAACUAUAUUUAGAAUUUUUAAACAUGUACAAAGGGCUACAUUUUGAUUUGAAAGUAGCUUCAUGUUAUUUUAGUUGUACUGGGUUUUUUUUUUUAAUCCCUUUCCAGUGGAACAGCUUAGGUUAAGGACACACUUGAAAUCUCCUCUACACUGUCUUCGUUCUUUAGCAAGUAUACCAGAGGGUUAGUUGGGGAAAACUUCAUUCUCAGGAAAAGACUUGAAUGAUUGAUUAUGUGACCCUGUUACGUUUCAGUGUUGUGACAGCUGUGUACACUGGGGGGCGGGGACAUAGCGUUUAUGUGAGAGAGUAGUUUGUUUUCUUUCAUGGAUGUAGAGAUGAAAAUAUGUACAUUUCUCUAAUUGAGUUGUUUAGAGAGAGCACUCAUGUCUCGUGUGAUAUAUUUACUUAUUUAAGAAGAAGAAUGGAAUGGGAUGGCCCUGAGCUGUAUUUACUAUUAUUAUAAGGCUUCUAGGUAUCAGUGCAUCUGGGUUUUCAACAUUUUCUCAAAUGCUGUCAAUAUUUUACUGUAAUUUAUGUUCUUAUAUUUAUGUAUAUUUGUUAAAACUGUAAAAAAAAUUUUCAUGGAUUUUUUUCCAAAACCUGUGCAAAAUGUAUGUGUAGCUCAAAACUAUUUGUGAUCUACUGCUUGCAUGUAAGAGACCAGGAUAUGUAACUCUUAUAUUUUAAAUGUAUACAUAUAUGUAUAUAUGAAUAUUAAAAUGGGGAAUUUCACAUUUUACCUUUCAGACACCAAUUUUUAUCACAAUUAGAAGGAAAUGGUCAAACAUAUAUCAUUAGGAUAAGACUAAUCUAAAAAUUAUGAACAAACCUAAUCAAAACAAGAUGGUAGUAGACAAAGGAAUUUAAUAAGCAUUUUAUAUGACCAAACAUGGUCUUUUCCCUAUCAAAGCAGUCUUCUUGCUAUCAUCUGAGUAUUAAAUAAAGAAAAGUUAGAUGCAAGACAGUGGAAGAGCUAAUGAACACUAAACACACCUGUCUCUGCUCUUAAAUUGUAUAUCCAGCAACUGAACUGAAUGUCUAAUGUCUAAAGGUAGGGUGUGAAUAUUGCCGCGAAGCUCAUUGCUCUCAGUAUAUUUUACUUUAUUAAUGCAAGAGGAAUACAGAUAUAUUUCUUUAGUCUGCAGAUUUUUUAUUAUGGUGCAGCUUUUUUAAUUAUGUUCUAAAAUUAUACAAAUGAAAAUAGUCGUUCCAUAAAGUUCGGCGAUUCCAUCGACCUUAUUGAAACACAAGUAUUGUCAUUGGGAGGUCAGAUCACCAUGACAAGUGUUCAGUUUAAAUUGCCAAAUCCUUGUCAUGGUGAGCUGUGUGGCCUGUCAACUUUUGCUACUUAACACAACUUCGCAAGUUUUUCAUUCCUCUCAGUUUCUCAGUUUUAUUUUUGGAGGACUGUUACAGUUUUUUAUUUGGCUGUUUAAAGCCAAAGCCAUCUUUCUUGGCGUGACUUCAUGGGCACUGUUGGGCAAUGUGCAGUGUGUGGUGUGCUUGCCGUCCACUCCUGAGCACUGCAGAUGAUGUGUGCUGUCGAUGCUGUCAGACUUGCUAGUUCCUGGUACAGUGUAGUUCCCCUUUCAUUUGAAUAAAAGCAUGGCACCAGA
Arvicola amphibius (Eurasian water vole) is the source of this 7558-nucleotide messenger RNA. RefSeq names its product calmodulin regulated spectrin associated protein family member 2 (gene Camsap2). Lineage: Eukaryota; Metazoa; Chordata; Mammalia; Rodentia; Cricetidae. Gene Ontology annotation, molecular function: microtubule minus-end binding; calmodulin binding; spectrin binding. Gene Ontology annotation, biological process: cytoplasmic microtubule organization; neuron projection development; negative regulation of microtubule depolymerization. The transcript is spliced from 17 exons. Gene Ontology annotation, cellular component: microtubule minus-end. Bases 598 to 5007 code for a protein of 1469 amino acids. The record is from RefSeq and is a predicted model, not a curated record.